Messenger RNA from Vitrella brassicaformis, 1192 nucleotides. NCBI's taxonomy places the organism in Eukaryota, Vitrellaceae. The record is from the annotation of a GenBank genome assembly.
CGAGACCGACAAGGCAUUGAGGGAAAAACGUGUCAUUUCCAAGUACAUACGACGACGAGUCACGGUGCACCCACCAUCCACACGCCAGUCGCCAUAGACAGACAUUCACCAGGCAGACAUCCAGCCAACCGUUGCAGACGCAGGCAGGGAGUGCUCAGCGCAUCCUUCCUGUGAAUGUGUGGAGAGAGUGCUGAGGGGCUUCACUCGAGUCCCAUGGCCAUGCUCAGCUCCUGACAGAAGGCCCAGUGGACGUACUCCGCCCGCAGGUGGCCCUGCCGCAGCCGGCGCACCGCCCGGGCGCCGACGUGGGCGCGCCGCAGCGUGGGGGGGACCUCGGCCAUCGGGAGGGCGGCGAACUGCUCGAAGGCCAUGGUCCCCACCGGCGGCAGCAUCCACACCAGCGGCGGGGGCAGGCUGGCCGCGGCGAAGGCCGGCGGGGGAAGUUGCACGUGAGGCCCAGCUGAGGGAAGGAUAACACACACAGAGAGAGGAGGGGAUGUGCGGCCGUCUGGCUGUGUGUCUGGGUGUGGGUGUGGGUGCGUACCAGGAGGCUGCAGGCCACGGAACUCCUUGGCGGCGCGGGACGCCUUCUCGGCCAGGGUGGCUUCCAACUUAUCAAACUCUGAAGCACCAGCCAGCGGCACACACCGCACAUGAGCAUUGGAGGAUGCGCGCAUCAAUCUCUCCCGCCCCGUGUGUGUCGACGGGCUGGCUGGGCGUGCUGUGCUUACCGGCGUGGAGCCGCCUGGUUUGCAGUUUGACGACGCGGCAGCGGAGGCCGAUGUACUCACGCCACUCGCGGCUGCUGGCUUGGGCGUGGAGCUCGAGAUGCUCCGCCUGCAGCGUCUGCACACACAGACACAGACAGAGAGGCAUGCCAGCAGUGGAUGCAUUAAUCGCCAUGAUAACUGGAUGGCAUGCAGCUGUGCAAUGCGACCCACAGACAUCCAUCCGCACGGCACUGCACGGCACUGCGCGUCAUGCAUUCCUGGCUGUGUGUGUGUGGAGGGCUGGGCUGCCUCACCUCCAACGGAAUGGUGUCCAACAACGCCUCCACCUCCUCGUCGCUUAUCGUCGGGUUGGCCUCGACGGCGGCCAUAAAACGGCGCAAAUGGGGUGCACACACGCUCAUUCGUCGGCAGCAGCGAUGGCGAUUAGAUAUCAAACAACCCUGCGGCUCCUUCUCCCUUCC